GUCACAAUGACAAAUCCAAGAGUGGCUGAGAGUUUUACACCAAACAAAGUUUCUGAGUGAGAGAGAAAAAAAGAGUGUUCACAAUUUUCAGUGGUUCUUAUUGUUCUAUAAUCUUCAUUUUUACACCCCCCCUUUCUCUUUACACCCCGCUUCUCUGUAUCCCUUUCUGUUAAUCAUCUGUGUUUUCAUGUUAUCAAUUUUUUUGAGUUUUUUCUCUUAAAAAACAAGCAUACCCAGAAAGCCAGGUGUUUUCAGAAUCGAGAUCCAGUUUUUUUUUUUAAUUUUAAUUUUGAAUUUUUUAUUUAUUGUUUUUUAGUUUAAUUUUUCUCAUCUUUGAAUCAGCUAAAGAGGGUUGUUUUUGAUCCCUUAAAAGCUUUCAUUUUUAUUUUUUUAAAAUAUUUUCUGGUACAAAGAGGUUGUCUAUUUUAAACCUCUUUCACCAAUUUCUUUUUAUUUUAAUUUUAUCUUAAAAAAUUUCAAAUUUUUUUUGAAGUUUUUAAGCAACACAGGUUAAUUUUAUCUAAGAUCUGUGUAAUUUUUUGUUGAUAAAUUAAUUAAUUAUAUUUCAGGUAGAAUGGAUUUCUUCAACAAUUCACAAGAUCCAUUCAAUGGUGAGUUAAUGGAAGUUCUUGAACCUUUUAUGAAGAGUUCUUCCAUUUCUCCUUCAUCACCCCCUUCUCUAAAUUCACACCUCCCUUCAACUUCUUCUUCAUCAUCAUCACCUUUUUACUCUUCUACACCCCCCUUUUUCCAACCUUCUUUCUCUCCUCAAUCUUCUUCUUCUUCUUCUUCUUUUCCUCCACAGCCCAAUUUCUACACAGAAAAUGGUUACUGUUCAUCCAUGAUGAAUUACCAAUUUCCUUCUUUAGGUAAUUCAUCAACUAGCCAAAAUAAUUUCAUUGGCUUUGAACAACCACAACAACCAAAUUCUGUUAUUGGGCUAAACACCUUAACCCCAUCUCAAAUUAACCAGAUCCAAGCCCAGAUCCAGUUUCAACAAACCCAAAGUAACAACUCAAGCUUGAACUUUCUUGGGCCUAAGCCCAUCCCAAUGAAACAGCCUGGUGUACCUCCAAAGCCCACAAAGCUUUAUAGAGGUGUAAGGCAAAGACAUUGGGGAAAAUGGGUUGCUGAGAUAAGACUACCCAAGAAUAGAACAAGGCUUUGGCUUGGUACUUUUGACACUGCUGAAGAAGCUGCUUUGGCUUAUGAUAGAGCUGCUUAUAGAUUAAGAGGUGAUUUUGCUAGACUUAAUUUCCCAAACAUGAAAGACCAACAACAAGGUGGUAUGUUUGGUGAGUUUAAGGUUUUGCAUUCAUCUAUUGAUGCUAAACUUGAUGCUAUUUGUGAGAGUUUAGGUAACAACAAUAGUAGUGAUAAUGUCAAGAACAAGAAACAAGGGAAGGGUUCAAAGAAGAGUUUGAAGAAAGAGGUUGAAGCUCAACCUCAACCUCAACCAUUGGUUGUUGUUGAAAAUAAUAAUGAUGAUAACAACAAUACCAAUACCAACAAGGUUGUUGUUGAAUGUGGUUCUUCUUUGUCUUCACAUAGUGAAGGUGGUUCUGAUGAUUCUUCUCCACUUUCUGAUCUUACUUUUGGUGAAUUUGCUGAGCCACAAUGGGAAAAUGGUUUUGAACAAUUUAAUUUGCAGAAAUUUCCUUCUUAUGAGAUUGAUUGGGCUUCUCUUUGAAAUAUGGAUGAUGAUGGAUGAAUUUGGUGUAGGGUUUAUUAGUGGCUACUACAAUUUGAGUUUUUGAAAAUUGUAGUGCUUCUUCUUCUUCUAGGAAUUUGGAGAAUUAUUUAUUGUUAUUAUUAUUAUUAUUAUUAUUACUAUGUCAAUAUGUUGUAAAUCUGUCUACCUUAGUCAGCUGGCUUUUUUACUUGCUUGGCUAAGGAGAAUGACUUUGGCUUAGGUCUUAUUUAUGUAAUGGUCCAUAGUCUAUUUGGUCAAAUUAUGGUACAUUAUUAUUGAUGUAAUUCAAUUCUAUUAUUUGUAUUUCAAAUUAUUAGAAUGAGAAUAUAGUAUUAUAUUA
This is a messenger RNA of Medicago truncatula (barrel medic), 2033 nucleotides long. Its product is annotated as ethylene-responsive transcription factor RAP2-4. The transcript has a single exon. Gene Ontology annotation, molecular function: sequence-specific DNA binding; DNA-binding transcription factor activity. Gene Ontology annotation, biological process: regulation of DNA-templated transcription. Gene Ontology annotation, cellular component: nucleus. The coding region runs from base 575 to 1690 and encodes 371 amino acids. The record is from RefSeq and is a predicted model, not a curated record. NCBI's taxonomy places the organism in Eukaryota, Viridiplantae, Streptophyta, Magnoliopsida, Fabales, Fabaceae.